Rhopalosiphum maidis (corn leaf aphid) is the source of this 1547-nucleotide messenger RNA. Its product is annotated as GMP reductase 1-like. Gene Ontology annotation, cellular component: GMP reductase complex. The transcript has 6 exons. Lineage: Eukaryota; Metazoa; Arthropoda; Insecta; Hemiptera; Aphididae. Gene Ontology annotation, molecular function: GMP reductase activity. The record is from RefSeq and is a predicted model, not a curated record. Gene Ontology annotation, biological process: nucleotide metabolic process. The coding region runs from base 280 to 1338 and encodes 352 amino acids.
UAAAAAGACGACGAAAGUGCAAAAGUUGGUGUCGGCUACGUCGAGGUGAGUCAUAUUCCAAUCCCCUCCUAGUCUGCCGGGCCUAGACGAUCGACAAGCGUGCACCGUGAGCCGGUCGCAGACAGUCGGACUUCGCUACGCACAUAAUAGUUAUUAGUGCGUUUUCAGCGACCGUUGGUGCACCAUCUCACGUUCACACCACCCGUUCAUCCGUUAUAGCACGCGCAUCACAUUGAUCGGUGUCUUCCACACAAGUCUAGGAGUCAUUGAACGACAACUAUGCCGAACAUAAUCAAUGAGGUGAAGUUGGACUUCAAAGACGUGCUGCUUAGGCCGAAAAGGAGCACACUGAAGACCCGGGCUCAAGUGGACUUGUUUCGACACAUUACGUUUCGUAACUCCAAACGCACAUAUCAGGGUAUACCGAUGAUGGCAUCCAAUAUGGACACUGUUGGAACGUUCGAAAUGGCAGCUGCCCUGGGAAAACAUGGGCUGUUUACUACAAUCCACAAAUAUUACGAACCUGAAGAAUGGUUAGAAUUUGCUAACAACAAUAAAGACAUUUUACCUCAUAUAGCUGUUACUUGUGGUAUAAAUGAUCACGAAUUUGAAAAACUCAAAAGAAUAUUGGAAGCUGUACCAGAUAUAUCCUUUAUCUGCCUUGAUGUAGCUAACGGUUACACUCAACAAUUUGUGGAUAUUGUUCGUAAAACGCGUACAGCAUAUCCACAACAUACCAUAAUUGCUGGCAACGUGGUUACUGGUGAAAUGGUUGAAGAAUUAAUUUUGUCUGGUGCUGAUAUCAUUAAAGUUGGUAUUGGUCCUGGAUCAGUAUGUACCACACGCAUUAAGACUGGUGUGGGUUAUCCUCAGUUAAGUACGGUUAUUGAAUGUGCUGAUGCUGCUCAUGGUCUGCAAGGACAUAUUAUUUCUGAUGGUGGAUGUGUUUGUCCUGGGGAUGUUGCCAAAGCGUUUGGUGCCGGAGCAGAUUUUGUUAUGCUUGGUGGCAUGCUAGCUGGGCAUGAUCAGAAUGGAGGCGAGUUAACCAUUAAACCAAAUGGUACUAAGUGUAAAUUAUUUUAUGGUAUGAGUUCGUUAACAGCUAUGAAAAAACAUUCUGGAGGCAAAGCAGAGUACAGAGCUGCUGAAGGUAAAGCCGUUGAAGUACCAUACAGAGGUGAUGUAAAUGACACUAUUCUUGAUAUACUCGGUGGACUUCGUUCAGCAUGUACUUACACUGGAGCCCAUACAUUAAAAGAGUUGCCUAAGCGUGCCACAUUUAUUCGAUGCACUCAACAAGUAAACUCUGUGUACUCCAACAUAACUACUCGAGAAUAAUUACCCAUGGUUUAUAAUAUUGUAUAAUGUAUAUUGUACAUGAUAAAAAAAGGUAUUUAUUUACCUGAUAUAUGGUAUAAUAUUCAAUUAUUUCUAUAGUAUGAAUUAUUCCAAAGUCACAUUUUACAUUACCUGAGUGUCUGUAAAAUUUAAGACUGUAUUUUUAAAAGUUGUAUAAUAUCUUUUAUUUUUAAAAAUAAUUUCAAUUU